CUUGCUUUCCGUUCUGUUAACACCACAUUCAUCCAUCCGCUCACAAGCCUCAGCAUCAUAAAGAUGACUCACUCGCCUACCUCGCCUUGAUCGAAUCGGCGCCGCAACGGUAAAAUGCCAGCAGCAGUAGCAGCAGCAUCAUCGACGCCGCCCUCGGCGCGGCUCCCCUUCGAGAUCGUCGCUUCCAUCCUCACCUUCGCCAUCCUCGCCCCUCCCGACCUUCACGAGCGCGAGGACGAGCUUGAUCGCCCCCCGCGCCGCCGUCCACCAGCAUAUAGCCACCUCUUGAUCUCCUCAACCCUUCGCAAAGCCCUCGAACCCAUCUACUACUCACGCGUGACCCUCACAUCGACCAAUGCUUUAGCCUCCUUCGCCUCAACUCUCAAAUCCCGCCCAGACCUCAACCGCAAAGUCAAGUCCCUCUGGAUCGCCCCAUCCUCCCUCUCCUCCGACUUCAUCACAACCCUCAAACCUCCUUCGGACGGCAUCAAUUCCCUACCAGCGACGAUCGCCCAGCCCAUCACCCACAUCAAGGCCAUCCUGCGUGCCUGCCGCUCCCUGCGGCACCUCGCCCUCGAUGGGUGCUUGUGCACGCUCAAGGCCUCAACCCUCUUUGGGUCGAACUGCCAACCGCUCUCCGUAACCAGCAUCAAUCCCUAUUCGUUCCUUGGCGGCUUCUCCGCGCCAAUGUUCAAGAAGGUUAGAAGGCUCGAAUUGUGCGAUACGAGCUUGGCAAGUGAUGAGGUCGAGCAGGUCCGUACACUACCCGAAUUGGGCGAGUUUGUUUGGACGAGCCCAAGAGAGUAUGGAGAUGCAAAGAGAGACGUCACUGCCUUGUGGCGCAUCGUGGCUCCAGGAAGCGGGCAAUUCAGUAGGCCAAGUACGACGCUGCAGGCUGCAGUUGAGGCUGGCGGUGAAGAGGGGGAGCAGCGAGGAGAGGGGUCUUCUUCACCUCUACCUGUCAAGCCUCACGCGCCUCGUCACCUGCGUAGCGUCACGAUUCGCUCAGGACAGACGCGCUGCGCCCAGCUGGCCACAGCCCUCAAGCUCGCUAUAGCGGAUCCUGCUCUCCAGCAUCAUCAGCACCACGCAUCGACAGAUGAGCUCGCGUCGUCCCUCUCCUCCUCGCUCGCUUCUCUCUCCCUUGGUGGACGUGGUGGAGUCUCAGCGCCAUACGUCGACUCCUCUGCCCACACGACACGCAUUGAGCAUCCGGGCACGGGCGUGGAGAUGUGCACUGCACGGAUCGAGGGGGACGCUGUCGCAGGACAGGACGACGACGAUGGAGGAGGGGCCGGACUGAUUGACGAGUGGGAGGCAUUGCGAGAUAUCAUUUGUCCCGGUGGAGGAGGAGCAUCAUUGUCGUUCAGGAUUGACGAGGCGAAUAGAGGGACGGCGAGACGGAAGAGGGAGAAACUGCAAGGGCCGGCCACGUCGGACGAGGACGAGGAUGAAGGGCGAUCGGAAAGUGUCAUCGACCCUGGGAUGGCGCUCCGGCGACUAUGGGUCGAAUGGUGCACUAGAGUUGAAGACGGGUCGCUGGAGGUGGAGCUGGGCUCGCGACGAUGAGGCGAUGCGAGAGGCGAAGAGAGAGGGAGCAGAUACGCAGAUCGAGACUCAUUGCAGCGCAAACGCCCAAUACCAUCAUUGUUGCCCGUCCAUUUUUUAAUUCUGUUCUCGCCAAAGCCAAAAGGCAUUUGCGUGAGCCGUGGGUGGACAGGGUGUCCCGGUCAGGCUCAACAUAACUUUAAGCAACUAGUUGUGAG
Jaminaea rosea is the source of this 1766-nucleotide messenger RNA. RefSeq lists its product as hypothetical. NCBI's taxonomy places the organism in Eukaryota, Fungi, Basidiomycota, Exobasidiomycetes, Microstromatales. The record is from RefSeq and is a predicted model, not a curated record. The coding region runs from base 115 to 1569 and encodes 484 amino acids. The transcript has a single exon.